GUCUCCCUCCGCGAGCACGUCGAGGCGGAGGCGCGGGAUAAGCCCCCGGAGUCGUUCGCGCGGUACAUGCGCGACCUCUACGGCCGCAUCUUGCGUCUGGUCAACUCGCCGGAUCUGCGGCGUCGACUCGGAGGCGUCUACGCGAUCGAUCAACUCACGGACGUCAAGAUGGGCGAGAACGUCGGCAAGAUCAAUCGCUUCGCGACGUACCUGAGGGACGUCUUCACGCCCACCUGCGAGCCGCAGCUCGCGGAGGCGGCGAGCCGCGCGCUCGGGCACUUGGUCCUCACCGGCGGCGUGCUCACCGCCGACGUCGUCGAGUCGGAAGUGAAGAGGAGUUUGGACUGGCUCGAGUCCGCGGACAGGGUCGAGGCGCGGCGGUACGCCGCGGUGCUCAUACUCCGCGAGCUCGCGGCGAACGCGCCGACGGUGUUUAACGUCCACGUCCCCGCGUUCAUCGACGCGAUCUGGCCGGCGUUGAGGGAUCCGAAGCUCGCGAUUCGAGAAGCCGCCGUCAGGGCGCUGCGGCAGUGCCUCGUCGUCAUAGAAAAACGCGAGACGAGGUACCGCGUGCAGUGGUACUACAAACUGUACGAGGAGACGCAGAGCGGGAUCAGCGCGAAAGGCGCGAGCGUGGAGGACGUCCACGGCAGUUUACUCGCGUUCGGGGAGCUGUUGCGGCACACCGGCGAGUUUAUGCUGAGCCGGUAUAAAGAAGUCGCCGAGACGGUUUUACGGCUGCACGAGAGUAAGGAGCGAAUCGUGCGACGCUCGGUCACGAACCUCAUACCGAAGCUCGCCGCGUUCUCCCCGCAGCGGUUCAGCGAGAGUUACCUGAGCUCGUCCGCGGCGCUUCUGCUCGCGACGAUUCGCGUCCCGAGCGAGCGAGACGCGGGGUUCAACGCCAUCGGCGACUUAGCCGCCGCGCUGGCGGAGGGCGACGAGGAAGCGCGCGAAGAGGUGUGCUUCGCGCAGCACAAUCGCCAGGGCCCCGCGGAUCGAAAAACCGGACUUCGCCCCGCGCCGACGAUCGAGCCCGGCGCCGCGGAGGCGCUGCUGUGCGCCGGCGCGCUCGCGUCGAGCGUCGGCGGCGCGUGGGAGCCGCGCGUGCGGACGCUGCUCCCGGCGCUGUUCGUCGGAGGGCUGUCCGCGCCGCUGGUGGACGCGCUGGAGGCCAUCGCCGACGCGUUGCCGACACUCCUUCCGUCGAUUCAGGCGCGUUCUGUUACCACACUGGUUCCCAUACGACCGCGUUCGCGUGGUGAACGCCGUUCCUUAAGGACGUUUGCCGGCGUCUCGGGCACGGAGCGUGACAAGCAAGCGCGGCGACACCACAGCUUCCAAGUGCAGCUCGCGCUGCGGACGCUCGGGACGUUCCCGUUCGGCGCGAGCGUAUUGCUCGGCUUCGUCCGAAGAAACGUCGUGGAGUACCUCGACGACGACGACCCGUCCACGCGCCGCGAAGCCGCGUUGACGUGCUGCCGGCUCCUCGAACUCCGCAGCGACCGCGUCACGCGCGGCGGCGGCGACAUCGGGACCUCGGUUUCAACACUUGAUCGCGUCUCUUUUCAACUGACCGAUGAACUAUUUUUGUAUGGAAAACCCUCAUCAGAUCUGGACGCGAACGUUCGAAGAGCCGUGCUCGCGUCGUUUCUGCGCCCGUGUCCGUCCGUGGACUCGCACCUCGGUCAGGCGGACGCGCUGCGAGCGCUGUUCAUCACGCUGAACGACGAGAGCGCGGAGGUUCGGCUGCUCGCGAUUCGUCUCGUCGGUCGACUCGCGCCGCGGAAUCCCGCGUACGCGUUGCCCGCGCUUCGACGGCAUCUGCUUCAGCUCCUGACCGAGCUCGAGCACUCCACGGAGUCGCACUUGCGCGAGGAGUCCGCGCGGUUGAUGGCGACGCUCGUGCGAUCGUGCACGCGGCUCGUGAUGCCGUACAUCGCGCCCAUCCUGCGGACGCUGAUGAUGAAGCUGCGGAAGCCGGAGGAGGUCGCCGCGGCGAAGGCCGUGCGCGAGAAGGCUGCCGUGCUCGGCACCAUCGGCGAGCUCGCGCAAGUCGGCGGCGCGUCCAUGCGGCAGUUCGUCCCGGACUUGCUUCUCCUCGUCGUGGAAGGCAUCAAGCUCGGGUCCACGCGCGACGUCGCGGUCGUCACGAUGGGUCAGCUCAUCGAGAGCACCGGGUACGUGAUCGCGCCGUACGGGGACCACCCGCCGCUUCUGUCGCUCAUGCUUCGCGUGCUCGCGGAGGAAGCCGGGCCGGUGCGCGCCGAGGUGCUCAGGACGUUGGGCAUCCUCGGCGCGCUCGAUCCGCACGCGCACCGCGACAACGAAGAGAAACUCCACGGCCAGGGGUUGCUGUCCAUGGAGGGCGGCGGCGGCGGCGUCGGCAGCACCGGCGGCGGAUACCCGAUCGACGACGAAUCUCUGUUUCCCUCCGCGAACCUCAGCACGGUGUCGGAUAACUUCUACCCGACCGUCGCCCUGAACGCGCUCCUCCGCGUCCUUAAGGACCAAACCAUGGCAUCGCAUCACCACAUGGUCGUGCGAUCGAUCAUGUACAUCUUCCGCGCGCUGGGGUUAAACUGCGUGCGGUAUUUACCCGCGGUGAUGCCCGUGGUGAUGCACGUGAUGUACACGUGCGAAGACGGAUUGCGGGAGUUUAUGCUCGCGCAGCUCACCGCGCUCGUCGCGAUCAUCCGCGGCCACGUGCGACGGUACCUGGACGACAUCCUCGCCAUCGUGCGCGCGUUUUGGGGCCCGAACGCGCUGCUGCGGCAGAUGUUGCGGCUGUGCGAGGAGCUCGCGACGGCGCUGCACGACGAGUUUCGAGCGCAUCUCCCCGACUUGCUUCCGCGGAUGAUCGCCGUGCUCGCCGACGCCGAGCGCGGCGGCGACUUCAGCGCGGUGCCGUCCGUGCUCCACGCGCUCGAGGCGUUCGGGUCCGCGGUGGACGAACACCUGCACCUGAUGCUCCCCGCGCUCGUGCGGCUGUUCCGCCCCGGCGUCGCGCCCGUUCCCGUCGCGGUGCGUUCCACGGUGCUCAGAUCGCUCGCGACGCUCCUCCCGAGGAUGCAGAUCGCCGGGCACGCGAGCGCGGUGGUGCAUCCGCUCACGCGCGUGCUGGACGGACCGCAGAAGGAGCUUCGACGCGACGCGCUGCUCGCGCUGACGUCGAUGGCGUCCGCGCUGCAGCAGGAGUUUUUGUUGUUCCUUCCGCUCGUGCAGCGAACGAUGAAGAAGCGCGGGAUGCGCGACCCGGUGUUUGAGCGUCUGUCCGAGCAGCUGCUCGCGAGGCGGGACGGCGGCGGCGUCGGCGGCGCGAUCGCGAUCCCCGGCGCGACGACAGGCGCGCUCUCGCCUCACCGCGGCGGGAGUCUCCGAAACGGCGAUUCCCCUCUCCUCCACUCUUCGCUCUCGCCCGGCCCGCCGGGCUCCUCGGGCAAGCACGCGAUGAACGAGCAAGCGCUUCGACGCGCGUGGGAGUCGUCGCAGCGCUCGACGAAGGAGGACUGGCUCGAGUGGAUGCGGCACCUCUCCGUGGAGCUUCUGAAGCAGUCGCCGUCGCCCGCGUUGCGCGCGUGCAUCGACCUCGCGCAAGUCCAGCCGCACCUCGCGCGCGAUUUAUUCUGCGCGUCGUUCGUGUCGUGCUGGGCGGAGCUGUCGCAGACGCCGCGCGAGCAGCUCGUGCGGUCGCUGGAGGCGGCGUUCGGGUCGCCGACGAUACCGCCGGAGAUUGUCACCACGUUGCUAAACCUCGCGGAGUUUUGCGAGCACGACGAGAAGCCGCUGCCGGUGGACAUCCGAACGCUCGGCAUGAUCGCCGAGCGCUGUCGCGCGUACGCGAAAGCGCUCCACUACAAGGAGCUCGAGUUCGUGUCGCACCCGGCGCGGUGCGUCGAGGCGAUCAUCGCGAUCAACAACCAGCUGCAGCUCCCUGAGGCGGCGAUGGGCGUUCUCGUGUACGCGCAGACGCACUUAUUGCUCGAGAUCAAGGAAGGGUGGUACGAGAAGCUCGGGCAGUGGGACAACGCGCUCGAGGCGCAUCAGCGGAAGGCGGCGGACGCGGAGAAGGCGCUGAAAGAGGCGGGCCAAACCGUGCUCGGUCAGAUGCGGUGCCUCGCCGCGCUCGCCGAGUGGGACGCGCUGGGCGUUUUGUGCGCCAAGGAGUGGGAGCUCAGCGCCGGCAGCGGCGCCCCCGGCGCGGGCGGCGUCGGCGUCGGCGGCGACGCGGUGCUGCGAGGACGAAUGGCGCCGCUCGCGACGCAGGCGGCGUGGCAGCUCGGGGAUUGGUCGCGCAUGGAGCAAUACUCGGAGUCGACGACGACGGGGCUCGCGACGGAUGCCGACUUUUUCAAAGCCGUCCUCGCCGUGCACCGCGGCGAGACCGAGGAAGCGCGCGCGCACAUCGCGGCCGCGCGCGACGCCCUCGGCGCGGAACUCGCGGCGCUCGUCACGGAGUCCUACGACCGGUCCUACGGCGGCAUGAUCCGCGUGCAGCAGCUCACGGAGCUGGAGGAGGUGAUCGAAUACGCGGAGCUGGGGAAAAUUGCCGCCGCCAACGCGCGCGGCUCGGGCGCGGGCCGGUCGCCGUCGGACCCUUCCAUGUCGGACGCUGACGUGGCAGUGAGGCGCGAUCUGAUGCGCAAGAUGUGGCGCGAGCGCAUCUACGGCGUGCAACGGAACGUCGAGGUGUGGCAGGCGCUUCUCGCGGUGCGAUCGCUCGUGUUGCCCAUCGCGGAGGAGACGCCGACGUGGCUCAAGUUCGCGUCGUUGAAUCGCAAAGCCGGGCGGACGCGACAGGCGCACCGGACGCUGAUCCGACUGCUCGCGUACGACCCCGCGCAGUGUCAGGUGAACGCGCCGGGGUACGGCGCAGGGAGUGGACGACCGGAGGUGAUGCUCGCGUACGUGAAGCAUCAGUGGGCGCUGGGGCAUCGACGCGACGCGUUCGGCCGGUUGCAGUCUUUGGCCGCGGAGCUGAGGACGAUGAGCGCGGCGGCGUCGGUCGGGCAGGUCGCCCCCCCCGACUGCAAACUCAUCGCGCGCGCGUUUCUCAAACUCGGCCAGAUGCGGUGGUCCCUCGCCGAGGACAUGGACGACGCCACGCUCAACGACGUCCUCACCGCGUUCCGAACCGCGACGGACGCGUGCGCGCCGUGGGCCAAGGCGUGGCAUCACUGGGCGCUGUUCAACGCCGCGGCGAUGGAGCACCACGCGAAGCACGCGCCGGAGACGUCGGCGAGACACGUGGCGCCGGCCAUCACCGGCUUCUUUCGAUCCAUCGCGCUCGGAGGCACGACGAAACAAAAGGGCAAAGGCGGCCCGCUUCAGGACAUCCUGCGCUUGCUCACGCUGUGGUUUAACCACGGCGUCGCCCCCGAGGUGGAGGCUGCGCUCGUGGACGGGUUCGGGCACGUGAACAUCGACACGUGGUUGCAGGUGAUUCCCCAGAUCGUCGCGAGGAUUCACAGCAACUCGUCGCCGGUGCGACAGCUCAUCCACCAGCUCCUCGUGAGGGUCGGCCGGAAGCACCCGCAGGCGCUCUUGUACCCGCUUCUCGUCGCGUGCAAGUCGCAGAGCAGCUCGCGACGGUCCGCCGCGAUGGCGGUGCUCGAUAACUUGCGGCAGCACAGCGCGUUGCUCGUGGAGCAGGCGCAGGUUGUGUCGUUGGAGUUGAUUCGCGUCGCGAUCUUGUGGCACGAGGCGUGGCACGAGGCGCUCGAGGAGGCGUCGCAGCUGUAUUUCGGCGAGCAAAACGUCGUGGGAAUGCUUCGCGUGCUCGCGCCGUUGCAUCACAUCAUCGAGCGCAUGGGCGCGGAGACGCUACACGAGAUUUCGUUCGUGCAAGCGUACGGAAGAGAGCUUCAAGAGGCGCACGACUGGUGUCGGAAAUAUUGCCAAACCGGCCGCGAGGAGGAGCUAAAUCAAGCCUGGGAUCUGUACUACCACGUCUUCAAGCGCAUCAACAAGCAGCUCCCGACGUUGACGACGCUGGAGCUGCAGCACGUCUCCCCGCGUCUGCUGAACGCGCGAGGUUUGGAGCUCUGCGUGCCGGGCAAUUACAUGCCGGGCGUCCCGGGCGGAUCCGUCACCAUCGCCGCGUUCGCGCCGACGAUGCACGUCAUCACCUCCAAGCAACGCCCGCGACGACUUCACAUCCACGGCAGCGACGGCAAGGACUACGGCUACCUCCUGAAAGGCCACGAGGAUUUGCGCCAGGACGAGCGCGUCAUGCAGCUGUUCGGGCUCGUGAACAUGUUGCUAAACUCGACGCCGUCGACGGCGCGGAGAGAUUUGAGCAUCGCGCGAUACGCCGUCGUGCCGCUGUCGCCGAACAGCGGUUUAAUCGGUUGGGUUCCCAACUGCGACACGCUACACGCGCUGAUACGCGAGCACAGGGACGCGCACAAGGUGCCGCUGAACUUGGAGCAUCGGCUCAUGCUCGCGAUGGCGCCGGAUUACGACCACCUGCCGCUCGUCGAAGUCUUCGAGCACGCGCUCGAGAACACCCCCGGGAACGACCUCGCGCGCGUCUUGUGGCUCAAAUCCCGCAGCAGCGAAGUCUGGCUCGACCGCCGAACGACGUACACGCGCUCGCUCGCGGUGAUGUCCAUGGUCGGCUAUCUCCUCGGCCUCGGCGAUCGCCACCCGUCGAAUCUCACGCUGGAUCGCUACUCCGGCAAGAUUCUUCACAUCGACUUUGGCGAUUGCUUCGAAGCGUCGAUGCAGCGCGAGAAGUUCCCCGAGCGCGUGCCGUUCCGCCUGACGCGAAUGCUCGUGCGCGCGAUGGAAGUAAGCGGCAUCGAGGGCAACUUUCGCAGCACGUGCGAGGGCGUCAUGGCCGUCCUCCGCGGGAACAAAGACUCCGUCAUGGCGAUGCUCGAGGCGUUCGUGCACGACCCGCUCAUCAACUGGCGUCUUCUGAACACGACCGCGCCGGGGGAGAACGUGAACCAACAGCCGGGCGCGGCGCAAGUCGCCGCGGUCGCGGAGCAAGAGGCUGCGAACUACGCCGCGGCGUCCGCGCUGCAGCGCCACAGGGUCACCGCGCUGGACGCCAUCGAAGGCUUGGACGUCGACACGAACGAGGUUUUGAACGACCGCGCGGUGAACGUCAUGCGUCGCAUGUCGCACAAGCUCACGGGGAGGGACGGGUUCGCGUCGAGCGCGGCGAUGGCGAUGUCGGCGAGCGCGGGGGGGAGCCACGGCGCGUCGACGACGCCGGGGCUGAGCGGUUCAAAGCACGACGACGUCGAGAACGGGACGCCGGACGGCGUCGAGGCGCAGGUUCAGCGCCUCAUCGUCGCCGCGACGUCGCACGAGAACUUGUGCCAGUCGUACAUCGGCUGGUGUCCGUUUUGGUAA
Molecule: messenger RNA, 7365 nt
Organism: Micromonas pusilla CCMP1545
Lineage: Eukaryota; Viridiplantae; Chlorophyta; Mamiellophyceae; Mamiellales; Mamiellaceae
Gene: TOR
Product: target of rapamycin kinase
Exons: 14
Biological process (GO): protein phosphorylation; negative regulation of macroautophagy; TOR signaling
Cellular component (GO): TORC2 complex; TORC1 complex; nucleus
Molecular function (GO): protein binding; protein serine/threonine kinase activity; protein-containing complex binding
Source: RefSeq, a predicted model, not a curated record